AAUCAAAUAACAUCCAAGCUCAACAAAACAAAAGGUUUAGCUAGCAAUUCUGAAUCCAGAUUGGCUCUAGCACAAAUCUAAGAUUCAAAUUCCAACUUAUGAUCCAUUUUCUGAUUACAAAACAUACUACUCCACUGCAAGUAAAAGUGCUUCGGGAAAGAAAGAUCCAUCAGAUCAUCAAGAAACUAACAUUGCUGGAGAUGAAGAAGAUCAAGUGGUGGGAGAUCUAGAACUCGAAGAUGAAAGCCACAAGGCUGAUUCUCCGACAGCGUCUGAGGUGCUUGAUGCUGAUGGUGGUUGAAACGUCCCCUACGGCCUUGGAACAGCGCGACGCCAGCAAUGGGGAGGCCGAGAGCCCCACAAUUUGUGAAGAAAGUGAUGACAAUGUGCCUACAAUUGAGUCUCCUACACUUUUAGGACAAGAUGAUGCUGACACUGUGAGUGAAGUGGAUGAUAGCACUAUUACUCCUAAUCACAGUAAGCCCGGCGAAGAUGAGGACAGAGGUGAGGGAGAGGAGGCGAAAGCACUGGAUAUGAAACUCGGAGGCGAGGCGGGAGAGGUGCAGCAGGGGGUAGGUGAGGAUGACGGAGAAGCAGCGCCAAGACUGUCUCACAGGAAGAAGGACGUGGGACUCUCCAACAACGUGAUCGAAGAGAUGACCCGUGAGCAGAGGCGGCGGAACAAAGUGAGAGCACUCGCUGGAGCGUUUGAAACCGUCAUAUCCCUGCAGGAGCAUAAGUAG
Messenger RNA from Salvia splendens (bonfire salvia), 743 nucleotides. RefSeq lists its product as uncharacterized. The coding region runs from base 240 to 743 and encodes 167 amino acids. Gene Ontology annotation, molecular function: calmodulin binding. NCBI's taxonomy places the organism in Eukaryota, Viridiplantae, Streptophyta, Magnoliopsida, Lamiales, Lamiaceae. The transcript has 2 exons. The record is from RefSeq and is a predicted model, not a curated record.